This is a messenger RNA of Symbiodinium natans, 792 nucleotides long. NCBI's taxonomy places the organism in Eukaryota, Dinophyceae, Suessiales, Symbiodiniaceae. The record is from the annotation of a GenBank genome assembly.
AUGGCGCUGGUCUACCCCCAGCCUUGUCAGACACCUCUCCGUCCCCAGGCAGCUCCAGUCCUGUGUCCGACACGCUCGCGGCGGCUGCAGAGACGAGGCCUCGCAAGCUCGAGCUUUCUGCGCCUUUGCGCUGCUGUUUGCGGCCUUGUGUCAGCAAGGUCUUUCGCAACGCUGACAGAACCAUCGGAUGCCCCGGACGCGGAGUCGUUGCACCCAACAUCGUGGAGAGCCCAUGGUCGUGUGCUGGAGAUCACCGCGGAAAAGGUCAAGUCAGUUCCGGUGCCAAAUGCCACGGUAGCUGGGAUGAAUCAUCUGAUGAAGCGCGAGGCUGUGACAAUUCUGGCGGCCGGUGCGGAGAAGACCGAAGAAGUUAAAGGCCAGAAAGGGAUGUGGCAUGCCUACAUGAAGCCCACCACCAUGGGUACCUGGAAGAACCAGGCAAGACUAACAUGCAAGCUGACGCUGAAGCCCGGGGCCGUCAAUGUCGAGGUGGUUGACUUUGAGAUUGGCAAGUGGGACAAAGACACACAAGAGUUUAAGUUCCAAAAGUUCGAUGCGAAAUCAUUCAGCCUCAACUGGCAGAACAGUAUGACCUGGAGAGAGAGUGGUACGGACCUGUCUGUGCAGCAUGUUUCUCGUGGCUCAAUGCACUUGGUCAUUCCUUGGUGGUUUCCUCUUCCGGACUCUGUGGUAAAAGCAACAUUUCAGGCUGGGAUUCGGCACAUGAUCACGGAUGGCCAGACAAAGAUUGCAGCUGCUCUGAAAGUGAGGUAUGAUGUCAUGGAGCGGUGA